Messenger RNA from Myotis myotis, 7713 nucleotides. RefSeq names its product pleckstrin homology domain containing A8 (gene PLEKHA8). Gene Ontology annotation, cellular component: cytoplasm; membrane; cytosol. The transcript is spliced from 14 exons. Lineage: Eukaryota; Metazoa; Chordata; Mammalia; Chiroptera; Vespertilionidae. Bases 371 to 1930 code for a protein of 519 amino acids. Gene Ontology annotation, molecular function: ceramide 1-phosphate transfer activity; ceramide 1-phosphate binding. The record is from RefSeq and is a predicted model, not a curated record. Gene Ontology annotation, biological process: ceramide transport; intermembrane lipid transfer.
GUGCACUGAGCAUGCGCGAGAAGACCCCGGGCCCGGCUGGUCGGGGACUCGGGGAGCGCGCGGUGCCCGCGCCGCCGGCGACCCGCUGCCUCGCUUGCGGCACUUCGGAGGCUCUGCCGCCCCUCCGGCCCACCCCGGUCCCAGCCCCCGAGCGGAGGCGCGCCAGCCCCUGUCCUGCCCUCACGUGCCGAGGCCGCUGCAGUGACCCCGCCCCCGGGCGGCGAUGUGACCGGCCGGGCGUCCCCGCAGCGGGCCGGGCGCCGGGAGUGGGCGGCUCGGCGGGGCCGGGCGAUGGCCCUGCGGCCGGCGCUGCUCGCCUCGGGGGGCCUGGAGCAGUGAGGGCUGCGAGCGAGGGACCGCGGCCCGCGCCAUGGAGGGGGUGCUGUACAAGUGGACCAACUAUCUGAGCGGUUGGCAGCCCCGGUGGUUCCUUCUCUGUGGGGGGAUAUUAUCCUAUUACGAUUCUCCUGAGGACGCCUGGAAAGGCUGCAAAGGGAGCAUCCAGAUGGCGGUCUGUGAGAUUCAAGUUCAUUCUGUAGAUAACACACGCAUGGACCUGAUUAUCCCCGGGGAACAGUAUUUCUACCUGAAAGCCAGAAGUGUGGCUGAGAGACAGCGCUGGCUGGUGGCCCUGGGGUCAGCCAAGGCUUGCCUGACCGACAGCAGGACCCAGAAGGAAAAAGAGUUUGCUGAAAACACUGAAAACUUGAAAACCAAAAUGUCAGAACUAAGACUCUACUGUGACCUCCUUGUUCAGCAAGUGGGAAAAACGAAAGAAGUGACCACAACUGGUGCGUCCAGUUCUGAGGAGGGAAUCGAUGUGGGAACUCUGCUGAAAUCAACGUGCAAUACUUUUCUGAAGACUUUGGAAGAAUGCAUGCAGAUUGCAAACGCAGCCUUCACCUCGGAGCUGCUCUGUCACACUCCCCCAGGGUCACCGCAGCUGGCCACGCUCAAGUCCAGCAAGAUGAAACAUCCUAUUGUACCGAUUCAUAAUUCAUUGGAAAGGCAAAUGGAGUUAAACAGUUGUGAAAAUGGAUCUUUAAAUAAGGAAAUAAAUGAUGAUGAAGAAAUCCCAAUGAAAAACAAGAGUUCCUUGUAUCUGAAAUCUGCAGAGAUCAAUUGCAGCAUGUCAAGUGAAGAAAAUAUAGACGAUAAUAUAACAGUCCAAGGUGAAAUAAUGAAGGAAGAUGGAGAGGAAAACUUGGAAAACCAUGACAACUUGGCCCAGCCCGUAUCAAACUCCUCAAGUAGCUCUCCGGAAUCCCACUGGGAAGAAGGCCAAGAAGUUAUCCCGACUUUCUUUAGUACCAUGAACACCAGCUUUAGUGACAUUGAACUUCUGGAAGACAGUGGCAUUCCCACAGAAGCGUUCUUGGAGUCAUGCUAUGCUGUGGUUCCAGUGUUGGACAAACUUGGCCCUACAGUGUUUGCUCCUGUUAAAAUGGAUCUUGUUGGAAAUAUUAAGAAAGUGAAUCAGAAGUAUAUCACCAACAAGGAAGAGUUUACCACCCUCCAGAAGAUAGUGCUGCACGAAGUGGAGGCAGAUGUAGCCCGGGUUAGGAACUCGGCUACCGAAGCCCUCCUGUGGCUGAAGAGAGGUCUCAAAUUCUUGAAAGGAUUUUUAACAGAAGUGAAAAAUGGAGAAAAGGAUAUCCAGACAGCCCUGAACAACGCGUACGGUAAGACGUUACGGCAGCACCACGGCUGGGUCGUUCGCGGGGUUUUCGCGCUGGCUUUGCGGGCAGCUCCGUCCUAUGAAGAUUUUGUAGCCGCGUUAACCAUAAAGGAGGGCGACCACCAGAAAGCCGCUUUCAGUGUCGGGAUGCAGAGGGACCUGAGCCUCUACCUCCCUGCCAUGGAAAGGCAGCUGGCCAUCCUGGACGCGCUGUACGACGCCCACGGGCUGGAGAGCGAUGAGGUGGUGUGACUCCUGCUGGACAGCGGCGCCCCCUGCAGGGAAGAGCUUGCUGCCGUGUUUGGAUGCCCCACUUAAUUUCCAGCAGCAGCUUCAACCCUCUCCAUCCCUUAUGCCGGCCAUGGAGAGAUGGAGGCAAAGCCUAGUGCUUUUAUAUAUCAUUUUUAAAUGCGUACAUGUUUUGUGUGUUUAAAAAUCAAGGUGCUAUAUAUUUCAGUUCAAAGGGCCUCCUGGAAACCAAAUCGUAGCUGUUUUAGAGACUUGAACAGCAAGUUAUAAGAGCAGAUUUGACAAGUUAAUUUCUUGGGUCUUGUUUUGUUUUGUUUUUAGCUUUAAGUUUUAAUGGGCCACCCAACCCAAGCUGAAAAUGAGCAAAUUCUAUAUCAAGGACUGUAACUCACGGGUAGUGUCUCAGCCAAUUUAGGAUUAGACUGAAGCUUUAGGGGGAGCUAGGCCCCCGGUGGAAGCUGUGAGGUGUAGGUUGGCUGUCCUAGACGUUCUUCAGAGGAUCUUCCCUCCGGGGCUCUGGGGGCGGGGGGCCUGUAGUCGAGUGUGCAGAGCGUGGGUGCGGCAUGCCAGCAGGAGGUGGAAGACACCCAGAGGAGUGCCAUCCCGUGAGGGGUGGGAAGAUGAUGGCUCUGCAGAGCUGAGUGUGCCCCACGCUGAGGGCAGGGGCGGGUCCUCCCUGACGACCCUGCCUAGUGCCCACCCUCGUUCCCAUGCUUCCCCAGACACUGUCUCCAUUGGACACCAUAGCAACACCGUGACACUCGGGGGUUGUUACCCAAUUUCAAAAGUAGGCUUCAGAGGUGGAGGAUUUUUCUGCUCACCAUGCACAGCCUCUAAACAGGAACCAGGUGAUGUCCAGGUGUGAUUGUGACCCUUCUGUGUCAAAGUCACAUGCAGUGCCGGGCAGAAAGCACAGCCCCAGGCUGACCCACCCGGCGAACCGGGUCCUGUGGCCGGUCAGGAACCGGCAUCUGAGUGCUUUUCUGGUGAUUCUGUGCACACAGCAUUGAGGAAUCCUGAGACUAAAUCUUAGUUUACAGAAUUUCCAGUCUUCCACAUGAGCUAAAUGAUGUGUCCUGUUUUUCAAAGAGGAGGAGGCUUUUGUGGAAAUAACAGUUAAAGCGAGAGAGAGACAUGUACCACAUUUACUCCGCAGUUUUUCUAACUCAGCCAGCAUCCGCCCGGCCAGUGUGUACCAGGCAGGAAUGGUGGCUCCCAGUGUGCUCGCUGAUCAGUCUUGGCUUAACCACCCAUCACACAAGCUAAAUGCAGCCGCUCGGCAGUCUCCAGAGCUCUGGGACUGUGGCAAGGUUUACCAGCGGGAUUUCAGUCUUUCUUAAGACAACCUUGUGUGGGCGUUGCCCUGGAAAGAGUGACCCUGGGACUCUGGCCCUGCUCUCAGGAGCCACACCGCCCAGUGCCUGGGGAGAAGCCACGGGCCUUCCCCCUAGAGGCGCUUCCUGGAGUAGCUGGAGGGCAUUUCCACCUUGAGGCGGCUCCCAGGGGAGAAGGUGAGCUCCUCUGAGCAGCGCAGGUGAAUGCUGCCUGGGCAGCCCCAGAUGACACUGUCCGAGGGCAAAGAACCCCUCCUUAGGGAGACUCAUGUGGGGAGGGGUGUUGAUUUUGUCUCCCGUCUGUCUCUGAACAGAUGGGCGUUUAUUUCGCUCAGUUAGUGAAGCAGGUACUCUGUUCAUAAGGACUUCUGGAAAAGGCUUCCACUUAGAAAAGCAACAUCAGAUGUUUCAAGGCUGGGGAGGAAAGUGGUGCUGCAAGGAUGCUGGUUCUUCUGUAGUUGAGCACUUCCUGUUGGUACUUAUCAAGGUGUGUGUGUGUGUGUGUGUGUGUGUGUGUGUGUGUGUGUGUGUUGCUCCCCCUCCCACGACUAACAGUGUGGAUCUCCCUGUGUGGCUGGUGUGACAGUGAUGGGGACGAGGGGUCCUGCCCUUGACAUCGCCUCCUAAAGGGAAGGAGACAGCAGCCAGCCUUUGCUUGCACCUUGAAUGAGGACACUGUAGGCCUUGUGCCCCUGCGAGAGGAUGAGGCCAGGAGCCUGUGAGUGUGGUGACGAUUCCGUUCCAGCCACCUGCGUGCUCCCUGUCGCCGCAGGCGAACUCGCGAGGUGAGGGAGUGGGCACACGACCAUUACCUCAGAUUUGCCCGCAAAGCUGUGAAUUCACACAAAGAAAGCUGCUCGGCACGGCCGUUUUCUGUUGAUGUAGGUACGUGGUGUACAUGCCUCGGUUUUCUGGGGAGGAAGGGUUUACUGUUAUCUGGGCUCACUGGGAAUCCAGUGGGAUAACUGGGGUAAGUUCCAUUUUCUGCUCACCCCUUUCCCAACUCCAUAGAAAGGGUGAUGUCUUUUGAGAGGUACUUUCCUCCCUGGAGCAUAUACCAUUUGCCUAAGAUGUGUGACGCUCUGAGAAUCCUUCAAUAAAAAGAACCAGGAAUUGAGCCCAGUGCCAGGUGAUAAGUUCAACCCGACCUGAAGCUUGGCACCUAUGGCACUUCCUCCUGGAUCCACUGUUCUGCAUCCCCCUUUUAGUCCAAGUCCUAAUUUGUGCUACUUCGCAGUUACUAUCUCAGGGGGGGACAAAGAAAAGGUAGUUAAGGCUUUUUCCCCCAUAAUCCUGCCAGAUUCCAGGACACCUAAGCUUUCUUCCACCUGCCGGCCAGACGAGAGGAGAGCAGAGCAGAGCAGAGCGCCGGUGUUUGUCACAGAGCAGUCACCUGGCUGUCCUGGCUCAAACACUGAGAUCCCUUUUCAAGAGGAACCUUAGAGAGACCCUGAAGGGAAAGGUAGUGUGUCUCCCAGACUGAGCCCUUCCAGGGUGUUCCGUACGCCAUCGUGUCCUGUCCGCACCUGUCCCACAGGUGGGAUCCAGGCUUGACACUCAGGAGGGGUCGGUCUCUCUCUCUCUUUUUUAAUAUAUUUUAUUGAUUUUUUUACAGAGAGGGAGAGGGAUAGAGAGUUAGAAACAUCGAUGAGAGAGAAACAUCGAUCAGCUGCCUCCUGCACACCCCCUACUGGGGAUGUGCCCGCAACCAAGGUACAUGCCCUUGACUGGAAUCGAACCUGGGACCCUUCAGUCCGCAGGCCGACGCUCUAUCCACUGAGCCAAACCAGUUAGGGCAGGGGUUGGUCUCUUAAUCUCACUGAACAAUGACAGCAACUGCUUUGUCCUUUGAAAGCACAUUUGACAUUUUAUAGCGAAUCCUGUGAAAAUUAUUAAGUUAGAGGGAUGCCCUUUGGGGGGCGACACUCACUCAUGAUUGACAGUGAGCUGGAGACAGUUUUCUCAUCAGCUCUUCAGGGAGUUCAGAAGUGGGGCUCCGGGUCCACUUGAAAAAGCUGUGCCCUGCCCAUUAGGAGCUGUAGGUCGUGGCUUGAGGCAGCUUGCCAUCGUUUAGGGCCAUUCUGAACACAAAGCUCCCCCAAUGCCUGUUCCAGGGUGAGGGACAGCUGAGCUCCGGGUUUAGCUGAGCUGCAGGUUCAGCCGGGCGGCCUCUCUCCUUUCUCACGCUCGCUCGCCCGCACUGCCCUCAUCUGCGCCCAUCCUGCGCCCAUCGGAGCAUCAGCUCCGCCCCUGUAGCUGCCCUGCCCCUUCCCCAGCAGCACCUUCUGGCACCCACCUCGCCCAGGCUUAGGUGCCUCAUCAGCAGGACUCCACGCCCUCCCAGGCUGCACAAGCUUCCUAAGAGCCCUCUUCCCAAGGUCACUGUGAAGCAGGUGACCCCCAGGAUGCGUGGUGUCCUGGAAAGGUGAUCUGGAAUUAGAGGAGUGCCGCUCGGAAAGUCCGCGGCCUUCUUCCAGUCACUAACCGUGUGUGCGUGUACAUCCAAAGAGUCAAUGCUUUCACCUUCAUGUUUUCAAAAAAGUGGUUUUAAUUUUUAAAAUAUGUGGUGGGGACCAAUAGAUAAAGUACCCGUUUCUGUAUUCAGUGUGGAAUCAGUGAAAGAGCUGGGUAACGGGCAUUUUACUAAAGAAACUUCACCCGACUGAAAAUCUCAGGCAUCGUGUAAGGCCCGAGCGGGCACCAGGGGUCCUGGGCAGUAGAUGAUGUGAGACAUCCAGGAAGCUUUCGAAUGAAAACUAUUUUUUUCCUACUAAACUACCAUGUCCUACAAGAAGUGGUUACGCAAUGGUGCAUUUCUGAAUCACUGAUUAAAAUCACUUGCUUCUGAUUGUAGUCAUGGGUUUUACAAUCCUCAGCUCCCCCACCUUCAUGUUUCAUUUCUUUCUAAGAUGAACUAUCACCUUUUUUAUACUUUUAGCUUUAGGAUUUAGAAGUAAAGCAUAUUUUAAGCCUUUGUUCUCCUAGCUGAGCGAAUGUGUUUGGUCCUGGGGACCUGGCGCCGUUGCCCUUUGAUCUGAUACAGUCUGUGCGCAGACGUCAGUGUGUGCAGCAAACCCGUGUCCUGUGAACUGUGUGCGGAAGACUUUACUUAGAAAUAUGUCCUGCUUCGGUGUCCCUUUGUGACCUGCAGUUGUUUACUCAGGGGUUUCACAGUAAUGACAUGAAUGUUCACUAGCUGUCUAAUGGUGGUGUAAGACUGCUUAUCUGUUACAAGGUUGUUCGGGUCCUUUCGAAGCUCCAUGUGCAUCCUGCUCUCUAUACCAUCCUGUACGCUCCCCCUGCAUCCAUGCCGCCAGAGCCACCUGCAUGGCUUCUCCGCACAGCUGCGUCAGGGCAUGACUGAGCACUAUUGACGGUACAGUUGACGCUUGCAUUAACCUUGCUCCUCUGCUGUUCUUACAUAGCCUUUCACUAAAAGGAAAACACGUACCAUGACUCUGUGAUGCAAACAUUCUUUGGUUACCCUCUGAAUCACUUCUCCUUCAGAGUGAACAAAUCUUUCCAGCUAAGCUAUGUGAGAACCCAAGAAAGGGGCUGCUUGUUUUAAGCACGUCCUUCCACUUACACACAUUUUAAAGUGUGGUAUUUCCUCCCUGUACUUCAUAAACAGAAACCAUCCCGGGAUGGUUGGUCUCCUUGCAAAGCUGUUCUCAUCCACACAGACUCCAGUAGAUGCUGGUGUCUUUAUAGGUGUCCAUGGAGUCGGUGAUGACAGGAAAGGUGAUCUAGAAGUAACUUCUGUUGGUUCCCAGAAGGCUAAUAAGCCAGUCGCAUGGCAUAUUUGAUGUGUGAGUCUCCUGUGUCAUAACAGUUCACUAGAAUGUCAGUAAACAGCCCAACUACCUCAUGUGAAAUUGGCUGUGGACAAUCUGUGUCAGAUGAGACAUGUGUUAAGGUCACUUUAAUCUGGUUAGUAGAUGAGACAAAACUGAUGUCUCUAUAAAGAAGAAACACGUUCAACCAGAUGCCAAAGGCUAUGAUGUACAUAGGUUUCCUUGGGUUAAUUUUUUUAAAUCAGUGUUUAAUUCCACCCCCAGUAUUCUUAUCUCGAAUGUUCUUGUUCUCAUAGAUUCAUGCACUUUGAAUAUCUGUCACACGCAGUCUUUGUUACCACUUCUUGUCCUUCAACGUUUUAAUUGAGCAUCAUAAUGACAGUAGGAAACAAGUGUCAAGUGGUUUGUGGAUUUCUUAAUUUGGAUGGACCUUUACUUAGAAUAUAAUAUGUUGGAGCCUUUUUAGGACCAACCAAUGAAUGAAGAUUUCAUGUUUAGUGUUUCAUGUAAAACUCUGUCCAAGUUCUUACUCUGUAUCUUGUUGGGGGUUGGGGGAGAAAAGCAGAACAAGGGAGGGUUUUACUUUUUUUGCAAAAAUGUUUGAAAACAUCUGUCAGAUUUUAUAUUCGUUAGUUAUAAUAAAGUUAUUUUUAAAGUA